AUCUGGAUUGUUUCAUCACAAUGUGAAAACAUUGAGUAAAGGCUAAAGUGUCCUUUUUUCACGCUGAAAUAACUGUUAAUUGCUGUUAAAAUGAGCGAAACUUCGGAAAAUGUGGAAUCUAGAUCGAUUACCCUAACGGACUUUCAGAGAGCAAAAAUUGAAAGAAAUCGACAAAGGGCCGUCUUACUUAGGGAAUCCAGAUUGGCAAGGAGACAAUGGGACGCUAUUAAGAAAGAAGGUGCAACAGUGAAGAGAACACUGGACAGUGGUGCCGGUUUUCUCAUUGAAGACGAAGAUGAACAAAAACCUUCUGCCAAAUUAAAAAUAGUCGAAGAAGUAGCUGGUAGAUUGAAAGCCGCUGACCAACCUGGUCUUUACUGCGACGACUGUGGUAAAGAGUUUGUUGACUCCUACCUUUAUAAAACUUAUAAUGCAGAUGUCUGUGAUCAAUGCAGGGAUACGGAGGAGAAACAUCGUCUUAUUACAAGGACAGACGCCAAGAAUAGAUACUUGUUAAACGAUGCUGAUAUAGAUAAACGCGAACCAAAAUUAAAGUUUACUUUAAAGAAAAAUCCACACAAUAAACGAUGGGGUGAAAUGAAACUAUAUUUAGAGAUACAAAUUGCCGAAAGAGCAUUUGAAGUUUGGGGAAGUGAAGAGGCUAUUGAGGAAGAAAAAGAGAAAAGACUUCAAAAGAAGGAAGAUGCAAAGAAAAAGAAAUUUGAUAAAAAAUUAACAGAGUUAAAAAAGGCAGCAAGAAGUAGUCUCUAUAGAAAAAUUGAUACAACUCAUCAACAUGAAUUUGGUGAAGAAGUCUAUAACGAAGAAACCGAUGAAUAUACGAAAUCUUGUUAUUUCUUCUAUUUAAAGCAUAAAAUUGUAAAGGAAGACUAUUUAAAGAAGUUCUGUACUAGUUAUUAUAGUAAUUUAUCGUAUGAACCUUACCUUGAAACGGAUUGUUUGAAAAUUAAUAGUUGUUUUAGACAGUUUAACACUAAAGUUGAUAGUACUCUUAAAAACGAAUGCUUACUUUUAAUUUCUAAUCGAAAGACGAAAGAAUGCGAAGCUACUUCGUCAGUUUGUCUAGGAUCCAUUCUAAAUUCAUCUAGUUUAAAUAUAGCUCUACCGGAUGAGAGCAAAAAUCCUUGUUUCGUUAAACGAUUACAAGAUGUUGGGGAGGAAAUUCGCCAAGAUAUCCAAUUCAGGGGACUGUUAAAUGCUGACUUUUUAUGGCCCUUUAGUUUAGAAAAUGGUGCAAAGUACUGUUUAAAAAUUAUUGGUUGGAGAACAUUUACAGAAGCUUUUGGAGAAUGUAUGGCUAAUGGACUCCGAUUACUUCGAUUAAGCAUAGGUGAUCAUCAAGAUGAAAGUGAUAGUUUGGAAAUAAUAGAAUACCUUUCGAAAUCGUUCGAUUUAGAUCACAAUACUUUCAUUUGGUCAGAAACGGAUCAAGAUUACACGUUUAGGGAUACACUAAAUCCCCAAUGGAGGUCUCCACAAACGGAUAAUCAAUAUACAAAUGAUACAGUAAGAUAA
Dimorphilus gyrociliatus is the source of this 1536-nucleotide messenger RNA. NCBI's taxonomy places the organism in Eukaryota, Metazoa, Annelida, Polychaeta, Dinophilidae. The record is from the annotation of a GenBank genome assembly.